Condylostylus longicornis is the source of this 3383-nucleotide messenger RNA. RefSeq names its product probable serine/threonine-protein kinase DDB_G0282963. The coding region runs from base 1591 to 2700 and encodes 369 amino acids. NCBI's taxonomy places the organism in Eukaryota, Metazoa, Arthropoda, Insecta, Diptera, Dolichopodidae. The record is from RefSeq and is a predicted model, not a curated record. The transcript has 6 exons.
UGACAGAAGUCAGCGGCGGAGCGGCUUAAAACAAAAAAAAAAAAUUAUAAAACAAAAAUAAAAAACUUUUAAAGUAGAAAACAAAAUACAAAAAAAAAAAAAUUUUAUUUUGUUUCAUCUUUCGAAAUUUAAUUUUUUUUUUAUAUUGUAGUUUUUAUGUUAUUUUUUUUUUUUUAAAUUUAUUCAAUAUAAAAAAAAUUUAUUCUUCUUGUUCGUGUAUCUUUUGCUGCAAUUUAUAAACGAAAAGAAAACAAAUAUACACACAUACCGUAUACAAAAAAAAAUAUAAAAAAAAAAAAAUAAAAAGAAAAGAAAGUAAAAAAAAAAUAAAAAAUUUAUUUUUUUCUUGUGAUAGAGAAUAUUGUUGUGAAUUAAGAGAAAAUAAAUAAAUAAAUAAAUAAAUUAAAAAAUAAAUAUAUACAUACAUAUAUAUAGUGCAUAUACAUAUUUUUUUUUUAUGAAUAUAAUUGUGUGUAUAGGUAUGUGUAUUUAAUAUACAAAUAAAAUAUUUAUAUUGUAUAAAAGAAUAAAAUUUAAUAAAAGCAGCAGCAGCAGCAGUAGCAGAUAGAAAAAGAAAAUCUUAAAGUGGAAUAUUUUGUACAAUAACAGUUUUCAAUACAUAUUUACAUACAUAGAUACUAUGUAUACAUAAAUAUAUACAUAGUGUAAUGCAUUAAUUAAAACUACAGAAAAGCGAGUGAUAAAAUGUUAAAAGUGCCAUACAUUUAGUUGGAUACAAAAAAAAAAAAAUUCGCCCAAAAACGGAGAAAAAUUUAAUUGAAAAAGUGUUUAAAAAAAAUAUGAAAAAAAAAAUAAAUUAAAUUUCAAUAGCAUUAUUAAAAAAUAAAAAAAAAAAAUUUCAAUAAUAAGUGAAAAUUUUUCAAAUUAUGAAAUUUCCAAUAUUUUUUUAAAUUUUCUGCGUAUAGCUGCAAUUUUACAUGUAUAUAAGUAUGUACACACAUAAAUGUACAUAAAUAUGAGUGUGUUUUUAAUAUUUAUAAAAUUAAUUAUAAUAAAAUAAAAUACAGGAAGCAGAAAUAUUAAUAAUAAAUUGAAAUUUUUAAUAAAAGUGUUUUUUUUUUCGUUCUCCAAAAAUUAUUGAAUUUCAUUCAAAAUGAAUAUUGGAUAUAUAUACUUAGAAGAAAUUCUUUGGAUAAUGGGAUUAUAAUACCACAUUUAUAUAAUUAUAUAAUGUCUAUCAAAAAAUUUUGAACUCUAUAUGGAAAUUAGUUCAAUUAUAAGCGGAUUAAUAAUAAUAUUAUAAAAGAUUCAACAGCAUAAUAUCAAAUUAAAAGAGAUAAUAUGCAACAGAAUUUUCAUCUUGUAUAAUUAAAACAAUAACCGAAUGGAAUGCAUUGAAACGUAUAACAAUUUCAAGUGUUAUAUAUAUUUAUUAAAAAGGGGCGAAUGUUCAAUUUUUCAAUACAAUUAAAAUAAAUUUAUAAAGAAAAUAAAAAAAAAAAGUAAAAUAAUAAAAUUUAAUUAAGUGCAAAAUAAAUAAAAAAAAAUAAAUAAAUAUAUUAUUCAAAUUUAAAUAUAAUUAUUAAAAAAUCAAUAACCUUUUAAUAAUAAUGAAAAUACAAUUAAAAUAUGGAUGAUAGUGAUUCGGGGAUUGGUAGCAAUUGUAGUUUUUCAACAUACAAUUAUUCAUCAACAAAUGUAACACCAUCACCGACAUCAACAUCGAAUUUUUUAAAUUUUCGUCAUAAUCAAUCUCCGUCACCUUUAUCUUUAUCAUCAUCAUCAUCAACAUUAUCAUUAUCAUCAACAACAGGAGCUGGUGCAGUUGGUUCAGUUUCAAAUUUACAACAAAGGACGACAUCAUUAACGCCGAUGUCAUCAUCAAAUGAUGAUCGUUUUAUUGCUGCUGGAUCACGAAAUUUAAAUAUUGGUCCUUCAAUAACAACAAAUUCAAAUUUAUUAUUAAAUAAUCAUAAUAACAAUAAUAAUAAUAAUAAUAUUAAUUUAAAUAAAAAUACAAAUUUAUAUAAUAAUAAUAAUGAUUUAAGAAUAACAUCAAAUUCAUUAAUCGGUCGCGAUAAUAAUAUUAUAAAUCGUUCAAAACAAUCUAUAACAUCAUCAUCAUCAUCAUCAGCAAUAUCUGGUGUUGGUGGUGGUAUUGGUAUUAGUGGUGGUAGUGUAAUAAAUUCAAUUCAAUCAAAAUCAGUUAUUAAUAAUAAUUCAAAUAUAUCGGGACUAACACGUGAUGAAGUAAAAAUUUGGCGUGAUCCACAAGCAAAUGAAUCUCUUAUACGACAUAUACAUUCAAAUCAACAUCAUCCAUUAUAUUUACCACCUGUUAAUAUUGGUGGAAUAGGUACACCAGCAGCAGCAGCAGCAGCAGUAGGAAUUCCAACUGCUGUUCCACCAAUAGCUUCUGUAGCAAUGCCAUUACAUACAGAUAGUGGAUUACCACCACCACCACCUGCACAUCAUACAACAAACACUACCGGUUCAUAUGGUAAUAGUAGUGGUGGUGUAAAUAAUACUAAUACAUCAGGAUAUAUUCCUCCACCAAUAUUUAAUGAUCAUUGGUCAUCAACAAAACAAUAUCCACAUCAACAUCAACAUCCUGCUGCUCCACCUGGAGUUUUACAUCAUUCAAGAGAUUAUUUGGAUGAAAAACAUUAUUCUAGGUUAUAUGCUUCUCAUCAUGGCCUAGAAAUUGGAAAUAGUUUACAACAUCAGCAUCACAAGUGAGUCACCAAAAUUUCGUUUUAAAAUUAAUUUGAAAUUGAAUUAGAGUAAGUGUGUUAUUAAUAAUCAUAGCUCUAUCCCGAGUAGAAUAAGUAUACUUACCCAUAAUAUACUCAUGAAUAUAUACAAAUAAGAAACUGCUGGAAGUGGAGAAAAAAAAAGACUUGCUAUUCGACAAGAAUGAAAAUAUCGGAUAAAAUUAGAAUAAAAUUGGGAUAACUCACCAUAAAAAAAUAGGAACGAAACCUAAUGAUACUUCAUAUGCCUUCACUAAAUUUCUCUGCAGGCAGUUCUGUAAACCAUUUCUAGCUGUAUAGCCGUAUGAUAUUUGAGAUUCUGUUAACUUUCCGAUUAGAAUAAUCAGUAUUCGAAAUUGCAAUAUUAUAAUUUUUUUGUUUUUUUGUUAUUUAAUAAUGGAGAACCAUUAUUAAAUUUUAUUAAAUUCUGUGAAAAAAUAAAAAUUGCAUCUCUUUCAAAUUCUUUCUUAACCAUUUUUUAAUUCAAUAUAUUAAUUACUAUACUUAGUGUCGUCCUUAAACAAUAUCAUAAAAAUUCAUAAAGACUUGAAAUAAAAAAUACUAAAUCUGACCCUAUACCCUGAAAGCUAGCUAUAUUGAAAACAUUUUGUUAUACGGCAAACAUUUGUUUAUGUUUGAAAAUAAUUAGAAAUGAAUUGAAAUUGCAAU